This is a messenger RNA of Glycine soja, 4261 nucleotides long. Its product is annotated as serine/threonine-protein phosphatase BSL3-like. The record is from RefSeq and is a predicted model, not a curated record. The transcript is spliced from 21 exons. Gene Ontology annotation, biological process: brassinosteroid mediated signaling pathway. Gene Ontology annotation, molecular function: phosphoprotein phosphatase activity; protein binding. The coding region runs from base 649 to 3672 and encodes 1007 amino acids. Lineage: Eukaryota; Viridiplantae; Streptophyta; Magnoliopsida; Fabales; Fabaceae.
UUUAAGCAAUCCCCGCUUAUCCCGGUUACCCAAUUCUCCUUCUCCGCCGUCACGCCGCCACCGUACAUGCCCUAACCGGUUCAUCUCGGUCACGGUCACCCCCUCUAAUACUUUUCUAAAAAAAUAACAGAAUAUUCAUAAAAAUAUAUAUUGAGAAAAACACAAAAGGCAAAAAAAGAAGAAAAGAAAUAAAAUCUAGAAAGAGAAAGACACAACACCUUCAACUCAACCUCAGAGAAAGUGAUUGGAUUUAUUUAUCUAUUUUAAUUUUAAUUUCUUUUCCUUUUUCCGCUUUGGGGCUGUGAGUGUGUGUUUUUCGUUGUUGUGUGGCCUUUGAUAUUGUCUCCGUUCCCGUUUCGUUCUUCUUCCGCUUCUUCUUUUCUUUUCUUUUCUUUUCUUUUCUCCGAGUUUCAACUUUCAACACAGAAGAGAGAGAAAGAUAUAUAUACGUUUCGUCCGAGCUGAGGCUUUUUAAUUGCGAACAUUGAGUUUGUUUGUGUUUCUUCGUUGCACGUGCUAUCGAAGGACUCGAGUUCGUUUGAGGUGUUUUGAUUCCGCGAAACGAAUCGAAAUGUUGGUUCGGAAUUUGAUUUCGCCAGAAUUCUAGCUCCGAUCUCACGAAAUUGCUCGAAUCUUAGGGCUGAAGCAAUGGAUGUCGAUUCCUCGAUGGUGCCGGAGACCGAUCACGAUCCCGCCGUACAGAACCACGCCGCCGAUGACCCGGCGCCGGACGCGGCGGAGGGAGAACAGCUAGGGGAGCCGCCGUCGUCCGGAGGCGGAUCUCCGGAGCAGACGCAGCCGGCGCCUGCUUCGGCGCCGCAGAGUCCGGUGGUCGGACCGAGGCUGGCGCCUAGUUACACAGUGGUGAAUGCAAUUUUGGAGAAGAAGGAGGACGGACCGGGGCCGAGGUGCGGCCACACGCUAACGGCGGUGGCGGCGGUCGGAGAGGAGGGGACCCCAGGGUACAUUGGUCCGAGGUUGAUUUUGUUCGGCGGUGCCACUGCUCUUGAAGGCAAUUCCGCGGCGACAGGGACUCCUUCAUCUGCUGGAAAUGCUGGCAUACGUUUAGCUGGUGCCACAGCUGAUGUCCAUUGUUAUGAUGUCUUGACUAAUAAAUGGUCUAGGAUAACUCCCUUUGGAGAACCUCCCACUCCUAGGGCUGCACAUGUGGCGACUGCUGUAGGAACUAUGGUGGUUAUUCAGGGUGGCAUUGGUCCUGCUGGUUUGUCAGCGGAGGACCUUCAUGUUCUUGAUCUCACUCAGCAAUGGCCACGCUGGCAUAGAGUGUCUGUUCAGGGCCCUGGACCCGGGCCACGCUAUGGACAUGUAAUGGCUUUGGUGGGGCAGAGGUAUCUAAUGGCAAUUGGAGGCAAUGAUGGAAAGAGACCUUUGGCUGAUGUAUGGGCCCUGGACACAGCUGCUAAGCCUUAUGAAUGGCGCAAGCUAGAGCCAGAAGGAGAGGGCCCACCUCCAUGCAUGUAUGCAACUGCAAGUGCACGCUCUGAUGGACUUCUUCUGCUUUGUGGAGGCAGGGAUGCCAAUAGUGUUCCAUUGUCAAGUGCAUAUGGACUUGCUAAACAUAGAGAUGGUCGUUGGGAAUGGGCAAUUGCCCCAGGUGUCUCACCAUCACCAAGAUAUCAGCAUGCAGCGGUAUUUGUUAAUGCAAGGCUCCAUGUGUCUGGUGGGGCUCUUGGUGGAGGACGGAUGGUUGAAGACUCAUCAAGUGUGGCAGUAUUGGACACUGCUGCUGGUGUUUGGUGUGAUACAAAAUCUGUUGUUACGAGUUCAAGAACUGGUAGAUACAGUGCUGAUGCAGCAGGAGGAGAUGCUGCAGUUGAGUUGACUCGGCGUUGUAGGCACGCAGCAGCUGCUGUUGGUGACCUAAUUUUUAUUUAUGGUGGUUUACGUGGGGGAGUCUUGCUAGAUGACCUACUUGUUGCUGAAGAUCUUGCUGCUGCUGAGACAACAGCUGCUGCUUCACAUGCUGCUGCUGCUGCAGCUGCAUCUGCAUCUAAUGUACAAGCAGGACGCUUACCUGGACGAUAUGGAUUUGCUGAUGAUAGAACGAGGGAAACGAUGCCUGAGGCAGCUGCUGAUGGUUCUGUUGUUUUAGGAAAUCCAGUUGCGCCACCAAUGAAUGGUGACAUUUAUACUGAUAUCAGCACUGAAAAUGCCAUGCUUCAGGGACCUCGGCCUUUGAACAGGCGAACUGCUAAAGGUGUGGAGUAUCUGGUUGAAGCAUCAGCUGCAGAAGCUGAAGCUAUCAGUGCAGCACUGGCUGCUGCCAAGGCACGGCAGGAGAACGGAGAAGUUGAAUUGCCUGACAGAGACCGUGGGGCGGAGGCUACCCCAAGUGGGAAACAAACAUCUUCCUUGAUUAAGCCUGACUCUGCAGGUUCAAAUAACAUUACUCCUGGGGGAGUUCGGCUGCAUCACAGAGCUGUGGUUGUUGCUGCAGAGACUGGUGGAGCAUUAGGAGGCAUGGUUAGACAGCUUUCAAUAGAUCAAUUUGAAAAUGAAGGCAGGCGGGUUGGUUACGGGACUCCAGAAAAUGCAACUGCUGCCAGGAAAUUAUUAGAUCGGCAGAUGUCUAUCAAUAGUGUGCCAAAAAAGGUCAUUGCACACCUCUUAAAGCCUCGUGGAUGGAAACCACCAGUACGCCGGCAGUUUUUCUUAGAUUGUAAUGAAAUUGCUGAUCUUUGUGAUAGUGCUGAGCAGAUAUUUUCGAGUGAACCAAGUGUCUUGCAACUAAGGGCUCCAAUUAAAAUAUUUGGUGAUCUACAUGGACAGUUUGGUGAUCUCAUGCGCCUUUUUGAUGAGUAUGGUGCACCAUCAACUGCUGGUGACAUUGCAUAUAUCGAUUAUCUAUUCCUAGGAGAUUAUGUUGAUCGGGGACAACACAGUUUGGAAACUAUAACCCUUCUUCUUGCUCUGAAGGUUGAGUAUCCCAACAAUGUACAUUUAAUACGUGGAAACCAUGAAGCUGCAGAUAUUAAUGCACUGUUUGGUUUCCGAAUUGAGUGCAUAGAGAGGAUGGGUGAGAGAGAUGGAAUUUGGACAUGGCAUCGGAUAAACAAGCUGUUUAAUUGGCUUCCUCUGGCAGCUUUAAUUGAGAAAAAAAUUAUUUGCAUGCACGGUGGUAUUGGUCGUUCAAUAAAUCAUGUAGAACAGAUUGAAAACAUUCAGCGUCCAAUUCCAAUGGAAGCAGGAUCAAUUGUGCUUAUGGAUCUAUUGUGGUCUGAUCCUACAGAGAAUGACAGCGUGGAAGGACUGCGACCAAAUGCUAGAGGUCCUGGAUUAGUUACUUUUGGGCCCGAUCGGGUCAUGGAAUUUUGUAACAACAAUGAUCUUCAGCUGAUUGUUCGUGCACAUGAAUGUGUGAUGGAUGGGUUUGAGCGUUUUGCCCAGGGACAUUUGAUCACACUUUUUUCAGCGACUAAUUAUUGUGGUACCGCAAAUAAUGCUGGGGCAAUAUUAGUUUUAGGUAGAGACCUUGUUGUGGUUCCUAAACUAAUCCAUCCAUUACCACCAGCAAUUUCUUCACCAGAAACAUCACCAGAACCUCAUAUUGAAGAUACAUGGAUGCAGGAGUUGAAUGCUAACAGACCGCCAACGCCAACAAGAGGCCGUCCCCCAGUAACAAACGACCGAGGUUCGCUCGCUUGGAUAUAGUGAUCAUUAAGAAUGUCCCUUCAUAUUUAUGCCGUACUGGUCGUGCUAUCAGCCUUGUUUUAGUGUUAUGUAUAUAGCAUGAUGCCAUUUACGGGAGUCUCCGAGCCUGUGAACUUAAUCCCUGCAGAAAGUUUUGGUUCUCAUCACUCCAUCAGCAGGCCUUGAUAAGAUAAGAUAUGCAUUUUCCGCAUCACUCCAUCAGAAAGUUUUGGUUCUCAUCAUGCUACGUUUACUUGGACCAAGCUAGAAAGAAGUUCGCAAUCCAAGUUCACCCCCCCGUUUGUAAAUUGAGCAUAGGUUACGAAAUCAAGGUUAUGGUUGUCAUGGAGGCUCUUUUUGUCUUUCAAUUCUUACAUAUUUUUUACUUGCCCUAGGCUAUUGUUGGGGUUUUGUUAAUCAAGAGGACAGGAAGGUUUUUUUUUUUUUUUUUUUUUAAUGUGAUGGUGAGUUAUAUAAAUCAGUUCUUGGAGGUCCUUGUAUCAUAGGUGUUGCUCGGUAAUUUCAUCUUUGUACAAUUAAUUUUUGAGUGAAUCGAUAUUCUCCUAUGAAGAAUGUGAAUUUUGAUAAUAGUUUUGUAUUUUGCUGAAAA